Molecule: messenger RNA, 3007 nt
Organism: Oncorhynchus gorbuscha (pink salmon)
Lineage: Eukaryota; Metazoa; Chordata; Actinopteri; Salmoniformes; Salmonidae
Product: Golgi phosphoprotein 3-like
Exons: 4
Coding region: 219-1118 (299 amino acids)
Biological process (GO): Golgi organization; Golgi to plasma membrane protein transport; Golgi vesicle budding
Cellular component (GO): cytosol; Golgi cisterna; trans-Golgi network
Molecular function (GO): phosphatidylinositol-4-phosphate binding
Source: RefSeq, a predicted model, not a curated record
AUAUUGGAUCAACUCCCAGCGGAAGAGGAAGACAACUGAAAUGAUUAUGUCUCCUCCUAUUCGUUGUAGGAUAGUUAAAACCAGGGUUAAAAACCAGAUGUCCGUAGCUGUAUGUAUCGGGAUAAACAUUUGAAGUGGUUUAUAAUAUCGGUCAGUGAGAGUACGAAGCGAAGGGUUUCGUCUUUUUGAGGGUUUUAUUUUUAGGACUUGUUGUUAAUAUGACUUCCCUGACACAGCGGAGUUCGGGCCUAGUGCAGAGGCGGACCGAGGCCUCUCGUAGCUCUGCCGCCGACAAGGACCGAGGAACCGGGGAUGAGGACUUCGAGACCCGCCGCCGCGGAGGAGGGGGAGAGGAAGAGGAGGAAGAAGAGGAUAAAGCAGACUCCAAAGAAACUCGACUCACAUUGAUGGAAGAAGUGUUGCUCUUGGGAUUGAAGGACCGCGAGGGCUACACGUCGUUCUGGAACGACUGCAUCUCGUCGGGGCUGCGUGGCUGCAUGCUCAUAGAGCUGGCCAUCAGAGGACGACUACAGCUGGAGACCUGUGGCAUGAGGAGAAAAAGCCUGCUCGCCAGGAAGGUGAUCUGUAAGUCAGAUGCUCCGACGGGAGACGUGCUAUUGGACGAGGCUCUGAAACACGUGAAGGAGACCCAGCCCCCAGAGACGGUGCAGAGCUGGAUUGAGCUGCUCAGCGGCGAGACGUGGAACCCUCUGAAGCUGCACUACCAGCUGAGGAACGUGAGAGAGCGCCUGGCCAAGAACCUGGUGGAAAAGGGCGUGCUGACCACGGAGAAACAGAACUUCCUCCUCUUCGACAUGACCACUCAUCCGCUCACCAACAACAACAUCAAACAACGCCUCAUCAAGCGGGUUCAGGAGGCCGUGUUGGAGAAAUGGGUCAACGACCCGCACCGCAUGGACAAACGGAUGCUCGCCCUCAUCUUCCUGGCCCACUCGUCUGAUGUCCUGGAGAAUGCCUUUUCCCCUCUGCUGGACGACCAGUAUGACCUGGCCAUGAAGAGAGUACGACAGCUCCUGGACCUGGAGCCAGAGGGGGAGAGCACGAAGACCAACGCCAAUGAGUUGUUGUGGGCCGUGGUGGCCGCCUUUACCAAGUGACCUGACCUACCUAUGGUUUGGCGUUGGUUGAUGACGGUGGGGUUGAGGGAGAGGACAGGACAGUUUGGGGAGGGACAACGAGGAGAGGGCUGGUCUGUCUGGCCCGUCAAGGUAGUGACUUGACUGACUUGAGGUCACCUCCCUCUGUCUUUCUGAAGAGACUGGCCUGCUCCAGACCUGUCCCACAGCUUUCUGAAGAGACUGGCCUGCUCCAGACCUGUCCCACAGCUUUCUGAAGAGACUGGCCUGCUCCAGACCUGUCCCACAGCUUUCUGAAGAGACUGGCCUGCUCCAGACCUGUCCCACAGCUUUCUGAAGAGACUGGCCUGCUCCAGACCUGUCCCACAGCUUUCUGAAGAGACUGGCCUGCUCCAGACCUGUCCCACAGCUUUCUGAACAGAAUGGUCUGCACCAAACCUGUCCCACAGCUUUCUGAACAGAAUGGUCUGCACCAAACCUGUCCCACAGCUUUCUGAACAGAAUGGUCUGCACCAAACCUGUCCCACAGCUUUCUGAACAGAAUGGUCUGCACCAAACCUGUCCCACAGCUUUCUGAACAGAAUGGUCUGCACCAAACCUGUCCCACAGCUUUCUGAACAGAAUGGUCUGCACCAAACCUGUCCCACAGCUUUCUGAACAGAAAAUAUCUCUCACCCUCGGUCCUUCUCCCUUCAUCAAGCUCUUUCUCUCUGCAAAGAUGUCAUUUAAUCACUCACUUUUACAAGAAAUAAAAACUCCCCCUGCUGGAGUGACAAGCAAGGUUUUGAAUACUUCCUGACUUAUCUUCCUGACAAGUCAAUAUAUGAAUUGAAUACUAGAUAAUUAUCUUCCUGACAAGUCUUGGAUUUGAUUUCCUCUCCAACAUGACGACAUGGUCUGAAGUUUCCUGUUUCUGUUCUACUCUCGUGUUUUGUGGAUGAAAAGCUUCCCCCGUUAAGGUGCCCAACCACGGCUCCAUCUGAAAUCUAUCCUACUACGUAGACACUGAGUGUACAAAACAUUAGGAACACCUUCCUAAUAUUCAGUGACGCCCCCCUUUCUGCCCUCAGAACAGCCUCAAGUCAUCAGGGGUAUGGGACUCAAUUCAUCAGGGCUAUGGGACUCAAUUCAUCAGGACUAUAGGACUCACUUCAUCAGGGCUAUGGGACUCACUCAAUUCGUCAGGGGUAUGGGACUGACUCAAUUCGUCAGGGGUAUGGGACUGACUCAAUUCGUCAGGGGUAUGGGACUGACUCAAUUCGUCAGGGGUAUGGGACUGACUCAAUUCGUCAGGGGUAUGGGACUGACUCAAUUCGUCAGGGCUAUGGGACUGACUCAAUUCGUCAGGGCUAUGGGACUGACUCAAUUCGUCAGGGCUAUGGGACUGACUCAAUUCGUCAGGGCUAUGGGACUGACUCAAUUCGUCAGGGCUAUGGGACUGACUCAAUUCGUCAGGGCUAUGGGACUGACUCAAUUCGUCAGGGCUAUGGGACUGACUCAAUUCGUCAGGGGUAUGGGACUGACUCAAUUCGUCAGGGCUAUGGGACUGACUCAAUUCGUCAGGGGUAUGGGACUGACUCAAUUCGUCAGGGGUAUGGGACUGACUCAAUUCGUCAGGGGUAUGGGACUGACUCAAUUCGUCAGGGGUAUGGGACUGACUCAAUUCGUCAGGGCUAUGGGACUGACUCAAUUCGUCAGGGCUAUGGGACUGACUCAAUUCGUCAGGGCUAUGGGACUGACUCAAUUCGUCAGGGCUAUGGGACUGACUCAAUUCGUCAGGGCUAUGGGACUGACUCAAUUCGUCAGGGCUAUGGGACUGACUCAAUUCGUCAGGGCUAUGGGACUGACUCAAUUCGUCAGGGCUAUGGGACUGACUCAAUUCGUCAGGGCUAUGGGACUGACUCAAUUCG